AUGAAUUAUGAUUAUAUUCUCUUCAUUGUUCCUGAUAUUGGAGUAGUGAAUCCGAGAAGACGUAUCGAAAAAUUUAUUGAUGCUGAAUCUGAUAUCGUUAUGUAUGAACGAUUUCAUCCCAUUGAACUCAUGGUUGAUUCAUAUCUUGUAAAGAAUUCAAGAUGGGCACGUGAUUUUCUUGAACGUAAGCGUCACAUGAAGAUUGGUUGGGCAGACUAUGAAAAGCGAUUACCUCACAGUUUUCAUGGCGACGACAACGGAGCCCUUUAUGUAAGGAUUACUUAUUAUCGCAUAUGUAUAACCUAA
This is a messenger RNA of Strongylus vulgaris, 306 nucleotides long. The record is from the annotation of a GenBank genome assembly. Lineage: Eukaryota; Metazoa; Nematoda; Chromadorea; Rhabditida; Strongylidae.